Messenger RNA from Tribolium castaneum (red flour beetle), 2723 nucleotides. It is a transcript of the gene scat, whose product is annotated as scattered. The record is from RefSeq and is a predicted model, not a curated record. The coding region runs from base 156 to 2612 and encodes 818 amino acids. NCBI's taxonomy places the organism in Eukaryota, Metazoa, Arthropoda, Insecta, Coleoptera, Tenebrionidae. The transcript has 3 exons. Gene Ontology annotation, biological process: retrograde transport, endosome to Golgi; Golgi to vacuole transport. Gene Ontology annotation, cellular component: GARP complex. Gene Ontology annotation, molecular function: syntaxin binding.
UGGUAGACCUGUCAUUUGACGUUUAAACCUGACAGUUGAUUUUUUCAUGACAUGAGUUGUCAAAGUAGUGGUUUUAUCACCUGAUACAGAUGUGUCUCAAAUAAUUGUGUCCCCCAAAAUGAAGAAAUACAAAACGGGGUAGUCCCCCGGGUCUUAUGAGUGACAUGACGCCAGCUGUUGAGCAGUGGUCCUUAUACUCCGCUGCUCAAAACCUCCCGGCCGUCCUAAACGACCCCAAUCGCGGCAAACAGUCGAAUUUCUUCGUCAAGACAUGGGGCGACACAUUCGUCGAGAAGACCCAAAUCGAGAAAAGCCCCUUCCUGCCCGAAAUAACCUACUCGCACUUCGAUGGCUACGUUCGCAAGAUCGGCAAACGGUACAAGCGGCACAUUCGGCUCUCCCAGAGCAAGCUCGAGGCGAAUCAUGUGAAAACUCGAACGAAGGCGGACCUCAUCAACGGCGAGGUUAGCGUCGAAUCAAUCCCCGAGAUUUUCCUGCGGCAGCAUUUCCCUCUGAACGAUCCCGCAGUGUUCGCGCAAGUUUUCCACGGAAACGACCGGGACCAGGACUACGUCCUGCAGGAGGAGUUGAGUCAUUACUUGGACAUCGUCGAGGUGCAAAUUGCCAAGCAGGUGUCGCAAAAGUCGGGGGCUUUUUUCCACGCCAUGACCUCGCACGACACCAUCAUGGAGCAGAUGGGAGUUGCCCACACGGAGGUGCAAACCUUGCGCUCGAAAGUGCAAAAGGUGGACAAAACCCUCGCGAAGGACUCCCUCAAGCUCGUAGGCCUGGCCAGGGCCAAGGCCAACCACGGCAAGCUCGUCGACAAGCUCAAGUUAAUGGCAACUGUUUUACAAACACAGCCCACUCUCCAGCUCCUCCUGAGCUCGUCGGAUUACGUCGCAGCCCUCGAACUUAUUUCGAGCACCCAGGAGGUGCUGUCGAAGGAGCUGGCUGGGGUUACUAGUCUGCGGCACUUGCCCUCGCAGCUUAAAGAAAUGUCGAAGUUGAUUGAUAAGAUGUUGAGUACGGAGUUUGAGAGAUACGCUGCCGCCGAUUUGCACCGGCCUUUGGAGGCGGAAGGUGGGGUUUUGGAGCAGGAGAGGUUGGUUAGUUUGGUCGCGGGGCUGUUGCGACAGAACAAUUUGCAAUUUUUGGAGACGUAUAAGCAGGAGGCUGUCACUGCGGCUCAGACUUUACUCAAACAGUUGCUGAUUGAACAGUUGGCGGAUGUUGAGGAUGAUAUGGAGAUGACGGGGUCGGGGGAGGUGGCCCCCAGUAUGGACGCCGCGCAUUGGUUGAGGGUGCUGACGCUGGCAAGUGAAGCGCUGGGCAAGCUGGUCCAGAGGGUGAAAUCCGUUCACAGCGUCAUCAAAGAAACGGCAGAUACGAGCGCCGGCCUCAAAUCAGCGCCCUCUCUCCGCGACUCGGAAAGUUUCCUAAGUCUCGAAGACCACAACCGCGUGGAAAUCAAACUAAAAGACUUAUUAAUCUCAAUCUGUGAUUAUUGCCAUGAACGGUUAGCUUCAUUAGUCAGCACUCAGUCCGACAAGCAGACCAUAACAGCAGUCCAGGUCACUGAAUUAUCGACAAUCGUCGAUAACUUCACCGACCUGUGCGAGAAGGUUUGUGGGCGGCAAAGUGCCGCUUUGAGGGCGGCAUUCAAAAUCCAGGCCGGGAAUUACGUCCACAAAUUCCACAGCCAGCGCAAAAACAAACUCACGAUGCUUCUGGACGCGGAACGGUGGAAAGUCGCUGAAGUGCCUCAAGAAAUCCAAAUGCUAGUCGACAAGUUAGCUUUAGGGAAUGUGAUCAAGUCGUUGCCGAGUUCGCCAACUGGGGAAAACAACGAAAAGAAAUUACAGAAACCUGCACCGGCCCUGAAAAUCGGCUCGCAGGAUUACACGACGGUGGGGACCGUGCUGAUCCUCAUACAGCUAGUUUGUGAAUAUUGUGUUUGUGCGUACAAUUUGCAAUUGCUGGCCCCCAUAGUCGGGCGCAAUUUGACCGAGUUGUUGCGAACGUUCAAUUCGCGGAGUUGUCAGCUGGUGCUGGGGGCAGGUGCGUUGAAGACAGCCGGCCUGAAGACGAUAACGACGACGAAUUUGGCGCUGACGUCCAGGUCGUUGCAGAUGGUUUUGUGGAUGAUCCCGCACAUUCGGGCGCAUUUUAAUGCGCUGACCAGCGACCCGCUCGGGGGGUUUGACGCGGUGGAGAGAGAUAUCGGACAUCAUAUUCAACAGCUGGAGACCAAAGUUUUGUCGAUUAUGAAUAGUUUGUUGGGGGAUCAGUUGAAUGAAUGGGAUGCGAAGCCGCCCGUGCCGUCGAAAGCGUUCAGGAAUGUGUCGAGGCAUCUGACGAAGUUGCACGAAGCGGUCAGCCCGGUCUUGCCCGAGGAACAGGUCACCGACAUUUACGAAAUAAUCCACAAAAACUUCAAGUCGCGCCUUCGAGACCAGCUCCUAAAAAUGAACAUCCAAAACAACGGCGGCCCCCAGCACGGCUUAGUCACAACCGAAAUAUUUUUUUACAUAGACACAAUGAAGACUUUAAAAGUUUUGCCAGAUAAGUAUUUGUCAGAUAAGGCCAUGGAUGAUAUUUGGACGAGGUAAUAAAAAUUCCAAACGGUGUUUUAUUUAUUAAGCUUGAAAGUAUGUAUGCUGCGAAUGCCCGAAUUUUGUUGUUGUUUUUCAUUAAAAGACUUAAUAAAAUUUUUAAAACCG